Molecule: messenger RNA, 924 nt
Organism: Vigna unguiculata (cowpea)
Lineage: Eukaryota; Viridiplantae; Streptophyta; Magnoliopsida; Fabales; Fabaceae
Product: mini zinc finger protein 3 pseudogene
Source: RefSeq, a predicted model, not a curated record
CCUCCUUUUUUGCCUGUCCUUAUACAUACCAUACCAUACCCCUCUUCAAAUUUUAUUUUAUUUACACCACCAAAAACUUUCCCUGCUCAAUUCCGAAUCACUUAUGAUCUCAUUUUCCAUCUCUUCAUCCUACCUAUAGCCCCCUCGCCCCUACGCCCUGCCAUUUAUAAAUCUACACGCUAGGGUUAGGGUUAACCACCAACUAUAUAUUAAUUGUAUAUAGACACAGCUACCUAGGGCGCUAUAUAUUAUAUUAUAUAUAUACAUACACCUGUCUCUAUAUCCUUCCUGCUUUCUGCUUCCUUUUCGAUCAAAUCAUGAACUGAAAGGAUCCUUCCGUCCAUCUCCGACUGACUUUUCUGCUCUGUGCUGUGCGGAAUCAAGAGGCGGUUAGGGUUUUUUCAAGAUGAAAAAGAGGCAGGUGGUGGUGAAGAGAGAAUACGCCGCAUCUUCUGCGGUGGGGAAUAUUCGAUACGGAGAGUGCCAGAAGAAUCAUGCAGCCAACACCGGAGGUUACGCGGUCGAUGGUUGCAGGGAAUUCAUGGCCAGUGCCGGUGAGGGAACCAGUGCGGCGCUUACCUGUGCGGCUUGCGGCUGCCACAGGAACUUUCACAAGAAGGAAGUACUGCACGGCGUCAACUGAACCGGACCAACCUGGGUCUCGCUCUGUGAUUCAUGAGUGAGUUCAAUACCUUCUUUCUGAUUCUCCUACCCCAUUCCAACCAUCCACAAUCAGAAACCAAAAAAAUAGAGAAACACAAAAUAUAUAUAUUGAAGAGUUUGUGUAUCAAAUUACCUUUUUUUCUUCCUUCUUGCUUCCUUUGGUGUUUGCAAUUAAGUGUUGAUUGCUGAUACAAUAGACAUUGAUUCAUGUGAAAGAAAAUAUUGAACUUAUGGACUUUGUGUUCUUGGAAUAUUUCUCGA